AUGACAAGUUCUCGGCAGCGGAGGGUAGACAUGUCCGCCCAGCGAUCAUCGUCGAGCAUGGACGAGUUCUUCAUUGGAAGUGACAGACGCUUGUUAAUUGCAGAAAAAUCAAAAACAGAAGAAAUCCUGCCAACGACUGACUCCAAAGAAAGUAGAAUUCAAACGAAGACAGAAGUUAAAACCAUGGAUGCUCGAAAACAAUACCUUGGAAAAAUCCCACGAUUCCUUAAUUCCUUCGAAGUGUCAAAUGAUGGCUCGGGGACCAUGGCGAAUCUUACCUUUAUGAUGUCUCGUGUCGUGCAAAGCCAACUCCCUGAGUUUGCUCCAAAGCAAAUGUACAGGGCAUUAGAAGAUAUAUUGGAAAGAACCGAAGCCACUAUGACUGUCGAGUCGUUUUUCGUUUUCCAUUUUCAGGGCGGGCCUGUCAUAAAUUGCUCUUUUGAAUGUGCGACGAUGUCCGAGUUUGGCGUCUCUAUGAUGCCUGUUGAACCACCACCAGAUGAUUUAUGCGCACUUGGUCCAGCGCCAAGCGUCAUGAAUAUCGAUUCUAUUGAUGCUGUGUCUAACUAUGACUUUGACCCCAAUGAAGCUCCUGUUAAUCUUCUUCAAGUACCAAGUGUUCUUGAUCUCGAGAGACUUGAUAAUCUAAAUGAACCGCUUGGCACAGCUCCGUCAAUUCUUAAUAUUGACACCAUUUCUGUUUAUUCCCACGAUGAGGUUCAGGCGAAUAACUCUGAACUGACUGAUUUAACGGAGAAAGAAUCAAAAGCAAAAACAACAGGCUUAAGGCAAGCUCUGGCAAGAAGUAGGCUCCGCGAGAUCGCCGCAUCGGUCGAAAUCACCGAUCAACGGUCUGCAGACUCUCUAAGAGAGCUUAGUUUUCUAUCAAUGACUGAUAAACUUGCCACGAAAAUAAUCAAUGAUGUGACAAAGAUAAUAUCGUCAAAGAAAAAGUCAAAAUUAGGUGAUAUUCUCUCAAAGCUGAAAUCUUCUCCCGCUUUUACGGCGAAAGAAGCAGAAAAACUUUUUGCAAAGUUUUUAGUUAAAGAGCUUAAUACAAAAAGGGUGAGGAUCCCAUUAGAGCAUAUUGAAGACCACGUGAGUAAUCACAAAGAUGACUUCGGCUCCGGUCUAGUUCAAGCUGUUAGAGAAGAACCUGUCAGGGUGCAAAAAUCAUCUGAAGAGCCUUAUCUUCUUGAAAAUCAAGAGGCACCGCAUUCAUCAAAAAAUUUGCCUACAGUGUUAACGAAAAAUGUCGAGGCAAGUGAGCAGAUGCUUUUUAUGCCUCAAGAAGUCGGGAUUCUAUCAAAAUCAACGAUAGAGCAUUUGGAUGCUGACGUUCGUCUCGAAAAAAUAUCACGCGCCUCUAGAGAAGAGGAAGGAAGUGUUGAACAGAACCAAGAGCAGGAACUAAACAUUCAGCCUCGCUCUAUUCUUAAAAAGAAUAAAACGACGAAUUCUGAGGAAGAUGACUCUGAUCCUGAUUGGAUAGAUGAAAAUCCCGCUGAGCGGCUUGAACUUGAAAAAGAAAACUUGAUAGGUGCACUUGAAGAAAUUGCCAGUACAUCUUCCGUUCCAAGUAUUUUGGAAGCUCUGUCAACUUUGAAAACAACCGAGGAAAUUAAAAGUGAAAUGCAAAACCUGAGUGAGCAGAAUCAAAAUACUCUCAUCAAAAUGCAGCUUUUACCAAGUGAAAUAAUGAAAAAUAUGCUUGACAAAUCAACUUGGAAAAAUGAGAACGUGAUUUUAAAAGCGCAUUUUUUUUCGCCAGAUAAAGUUCAUCUGAAAGACAAUUAUGCUCGUCAAUUAAUCGUCUCAAUUAUUCAGAGCGUCGAAAAACAAAUUUUAACAGCGAAUGACAGUUAUGCAGAACCACGGAGUCUUCCUAAACGAAAGAAAGUUUCAGAUCGUCAAACAAUCUUCUUUGACUGCUCUAAACUCUCUCUUAUGCCGUCGAGAAAAAAAAGAAAUUUUCAUCGCAGAAUGCCUGGAUUUUCUGACUGA
Molecule: messenger RNA, 2004 nt
Organism: Oikopleura dioica
Lineage: Eukaryota; Metazoa; Chordata; Appendicularia; Copelata; Oikopleuridae
Source: the annotation of a GenBank genome assembly